This is a messenger RNA of Labeo rohita (rohu), 1094 nucleotides long. RefSeq names its product ferritin, heavy polypeptide 1a (gene fth1a). Gene Ontology annotation, biological process: intracellular iron ion homeostasis; iron ion transport. Gene Ontology annotation, molecular function: ferric iron binding; ferrous iron binding. Lineage: Eukaryota; Metazoa; Chordata; Actinopteri; Cypriniformes; Cyprinidae. Gene Ontology annotation, cellular component: cytoplasm. The record is from RefSeq and is a predicted model, not a curated record. Bases 258 to 791 code for a protein of 177 amino acids. The transcript has 5 exons.
GCGCCACAAGCACGCAUUCAUAAUCGUUGCAGCCACGAGGACAGACUGAAGGUUACCUGCUUCAACAGUGCUUGAACGGCAACCGAUCUUCUGUCUUUUCGCUUUUUUCAUCCAUCAGAUUCUUUGAUUUCACUCAUUUUGUUUUCGGUCAAAAUCGAAAAUUAGAUUUAAAGACGCUUGCUUUAAACAAUUAUACACGAACCAGCGUCGUUGACCAUCUGUGAAUCAGAAAAGCCGUAAAACCGAUCUCAAGAAACAUGAGCUCUCAGGUGAGACAGAACUUCGAGGAGGCCUGCGAGGCGGCCAUCAACCGUCAGAUCAACAUGGAGCUGUAUGCGUCCUACGUUUACCUUUCCAUGUCAUACUACUUUGACCGAGAUGAUCAGGCCCUGCACAACUUUGCAAAGUUUUUCCACCAUCAGUCCCACGAAGAGCGGGAACAUGCUGAAAAACUGAUGAAGUUUCAGAACCAGAGGGGAGGGAGGAUCUUUCUGCAGGACGUUAAGAAACCAGAGAAGGACGAGUGGGGAAGCGGUUUGGAAGCUCUCGAAUGCGCCCUGCAGCUGGAGAAGAGCGUCAAUCACUCCCUCCUGGAGCUGCAUAAGCUGGCUUCUCAGCACAACGACCCUCAUAUGUGCGACUUCAUUGAGACACACUACUUGGACGAGCAGGUGAAGUCCAUCAAAGAACUGGCUGACUGGGUGACCAACCUGCGCCGCAUGGGCGCCCCCCAGAACGGCAUGGCCGAGUACAUGUUCGACAAGCUGACACUUGGCAAAGAGAGCAGCUAAAUAUUCCGCCCAUCUUUUCCUUUGCUGAUUAGUUUUGCUAUGAGUGUUUAUUUACCUAUAUGCCAUCAAGACUCUAUUUUAUGUUUGACUAGCUGGUCAAGCUGUGUAUCCAGUUAUUUAAGCAGGAAAAACCUCUUAGCUUGUUUGACUCUGCCAUGCUUCGCUGUUUAAAGUCGCACUUCUCAUAAGCCAUUGUACUCUUUAUCUAUAGCUCGUUCACAUUUUGACCUGCCUGCAUGUGAUGUGUGAUUAUCAAUGAAGUUAUGCUCCAAACCAAUAAAAUAGAAACCUCUGGGAUCUGAA